Messenger RNA from Cryptotermes secundus, 1486 nucleotides. Its product is annotated as lactosylceramide 4-alpha-galactosyltransferase. NCBI's taxonomy places the organism in Eukaryota, Metazoa, Arthropoda, Insecta, Blattodea, Kalotermitidae. Gene Ontology annotation, biological process: glycosphingolipid biosynthetic process. The record is from RefSeq and is a predicted model, not a curated record. Bases 77 to 1141 code for a protein of 354 amino acids. The transcript has 4 exons. Gene Ontology annotation, molecular function: hexosyltransferase activity.
UUCUCAAGAAGUGCUGUGUUCUACACAGGAUUUAGCUGAACCAAAAGAGUCCGUUCCAGUAGCAGCUUUCCAGAAUAUGAAACGGCGUUACAUACACGUGAUUGCAUUGACGUUUAUACUCGUCUUUGUAUGGCUGUGGACGAGUCGCUUCCUUGUGGGAUACCGAAAGAGUGAGGAGCCACCGAAACCUAUAGGCGUUAAUGAGCGAAAUGCAGAUGCAUUUGAGCCGGAACACUUUGAGAUGGAGCCAGUUCGUGGCAAGAAGAACAUAAUUUUUAUAGAAACCAGAUGUGCCAUAAAGCCCAAUGAAAUUGAAGACUCCGGCUUGCUUCUAACGAAACGUCAGGCCUGCGCCAUUGAGUCUGCAGCGAAGAUGAACCCCGACGCCUCAGUGCACCUCUUGUUCACCUGCCCCAUUAACGGCGGGAUGGCAGCGUCGCCGCGAUACGUGAAGGAGUUGUUCAGGUACACCAACGUCAAGAUAUGGAAGUUGGACAUCCCAGGGUUCCUGGCAGGGACGUCGCUUCAGGACUGGGACUUCAAGGGACAUCUCGAGAAGUCCGAGUGGCCAGUGGAACAUUCCAGCGACGUGCUUCGGUACGUGUCUCUGCUCAAGUAUGGGGGGACAUACCUCGAUCUGGACGUCAUAAUCAGAAAGGCGCUGGGCCUACUGGGUACCAACUACUUAGGCAAGGAGAACUCCGACUUGCUGUCUGCCUGCGUGCUCAGCUUUUCUUCUGAAGGCAUCGGGCGCCGCGUGUCUCAAAUGUGCGUCGACGGGAUCCUUACUGGCUUCUCGGGAGACUGGUGGAACCACAACGGGCCCGACCUAGUCACCAAGGUCUUCAAGGAGGUCUGUGGUGUAGACAAGGUCGCGGAGAUGGACCCCGACAAGUGCCACGGUCUGAAGGUGCUGCCGGAAGUCAACUUCACCCCAAUCAGCUACCCAGGCUGGGGGGCGCUCUUCACCACGGUUGAGGUCCACGAAAUUAUGGAGAGAGUAAACAGCAGUUUUGGCGUUCACACAUGGAACAAGCUAACCAGAGACGAGGACCUCAACCUGAGGGUUAUGCAGCCUUUCGGACUCCUGGCACUUCACUUCUGCCCCAAAGUGCAUGAUGCGAGCGGCAGAUUCUUGUGAGUGCAGACAGUGCCGCGUGUUCACCUCAACGCCUCGACACACCGUGCCAUUUCAUAUUGGUGCUUCCGGAAACUGUACCAGCGGCCGGAGCAACGUUUCCAGAAAUAUUCGUCACUGUAAAGCUAUUUAGGUUCCUGCUGACCGACAGAGAAGGGGGAGGCGCGUAAGUCAAUAUAUUAUUUCGGGGGUGGGGGUUGUGAUAUCACUAAAUUCGAAAAGCCCUGCCUUAGCCCUUUGACGCAUCAAGAUUAUUUAAAUAUCAGGACUAUUUACAAAUUCAUUUCUUACCUCACAGGAAACAUUACGUCUCCCCUACAAAGCCCAACCGGUUAAUGCUGUUUAGGG